Aspergillus tanneri is the source of this 1047-nucleotide messenger RNA. RefSeq names its product putative siderophore biosynthesis lipase/esterase (gene sidJ). The transcript has 2 exons. The record is from RefSeq and is a predicted model, not a curated record. Bases 1 to 1047 code for a protein of 348 amino acids. Lineage: Eukaryota; Fungi; Ascomycota; Eurotiomycetes; Eurotiales; Aspergillaceae.
AUGUACUCCAAGUUCUGGCCUAAGGGGGGUCUCCCUGGUAUUCUGCACCACUACACUGAAUCCCUCGUAACCUUCGAAUACACCGCCAAUGCUGCUCGAAAGCCACACAGUCUCGUCUUCAUCGGCGGCCUCGGUGAUGGUCUCGCUACGACAUCCUACAUGGCUGAUUUGGUCCACGCCUUGCAACCAACACAAUGGUCAAUCUUCACCAUGAACCUCACAUCCUCUUAUCAGUCUUGGGGCCUCGGACAUCUUGACCGAGACACGAACGAAAUCGCCCAAUGUCUACAAUAUAUCAAGGAAUACAAGACGUCGAAGUUCGGUGACGGAAAAAUCGUCCUCAUGGGCCAUUCAACCGGAAGUCAGUGCGUCUUGCAUUAUUUAUACCGUCCAAAUCCCCACCUCAACACACCUGCCUUUGAUGAGAGUCUUGAAAACGUGCAACGCAUGCCGCUGGACGGCGCAAUUAUGCAAGCGCCCGUGUCCGACCGAGAGGCCAUCCAUUGGGUACUCUCCGAGGGGAUCGGAGGGAAAUCACCGAGCGAAGUGCGGGAGAUAUACGAGAAGGUGGAAGCCAUGGCGAAGGAAGCGAUCUGCUCUGACAGUUCCUUUGAUACAUUACUUCCCGUGUCCAUGACAUCCCAGAUUGGAUAUCCGGCCAAUACGCCGCUUAGCUGUCGGAGGUUUUUGAGUCUCGUCAGUCCGGACAGUCCGCAUCAACCCACAGAGGAUGAUCUGUUCAGUUCUGAUCUCAGCGAUGAGCAUUUGAAGAAGACAUUUGGGAUGAUUCGGCAGCAGGGGUUGUUGAAGCAUAAACUGAUGGUGCUGUUCUCCGGAGCUGAUCAGUCUGUCCCUGCGUGGAUUGAUAAGGAGAAGCUAAUGGCAAGGUGGAGGAAUGCUGCUAAUCAAGAUGGAGAAUGUCAGGUGUGGGACCCAGUACAUAGUGCGGUCGUACCAGGUGCCUCGCAUGCGCUCAGUAACGAUGAUCAAGCGGAGCCAAGGAAGUUCCUGGUCGAGAAGGUGAUGGGAUACUUGAAGGAAGUAUAA